AUGAGGGAAUUUCAAGUUUCUGCGGGACGUUGUGGUAAUGAUAGUGAUAAAUCCAGACAGAAACAAAGUCUUCAUUCAACUAUCUCAAUCUCCAAUAACACAGCACAAGAAACCUUCAGCUUGUUAUUUAAACUAUAUGAGAGCGUUAUCCAUUUAAAGCUUUUUUUAGUUCAAAAUGCCAGCAAAAUUACUUCGUUCGAUAAAUCAGUAUUUAUAUCCUCAAGAUGA
This is a messenger RNA of Schistosoma spindalis, 228 nucleotides long. Lineage: Eukaryota; Metazoa; Platyhelminthes; Trematoda; Strigeidida; Schistosomatidae. The record is from the annotation of a GenBank genome assembly.